Molecule: messenger RNA, 2562 nt
Organism: Agrilus planipennis (emerald ash borer)
Lineage: Eukaryota; Metazoa; Arthropoda; Insecta; Coleoptera; Buprestidae
Product: zinc finger protein 728-like
Exons: 1
Coding region: 1097-2437 (446 amino acids)
Source: RefSeq, a predicted model, not a curated record
AGUUUUACGGGCAGAUUGUUAAUGUACUUGUCCAAAUUUGAAAACCUGUGCGUAAAACAAAGUGAAACUUUUGUUGGGAUUCGUUUUUUCACUUGUCCUUUGAAGUUUUACUUGUACUACGAGUCCCAGCACACAUUUCGUUUUUUAGCUUACGAACCUAAUAUGGUGUAUAAAUCUCAUUUAUUUACACAAAAAGCUAGAAUAAGAAGUAUUAUAACUGAAAAGGUAAUUAGUAACUACCACUAAAAAUAUUUUUAAUGACUGUGUGGUGGUUGCGCGUCCUUACUAAAUUGUUUAGUUAUAACCGUGGUAGGGCAUAUACUUUACCGUUAUUAUAACUAUACAAAUCUGAAUGUGAGAAUUCAACAUAUUUACUAUGACUUACGAUUGGUAUGGUGUGUGACGUGUCAGCCGAUAUGAAAAUAUUGUGGAAUCAGUCAGUAUGAGCAAAUAACUUUAUUCAUAUUCACAUUGAAACUUUUAACAGUACAAUUAUACAUAGCCCCUUGGCUAAGGUAUUAAAUGUAUUUUUAAAUAGUUUAAACCAAUCAGUAAUACUAACAUUAAUUAUUGUUCUUUCAGAUUACAAGAAAGUUCAUUGCGCAGAAGUUCAAGGUUGUCGGCAAAAAAACAAAAUGGAAGGGCUGUUGUAAGCGACACUACUUCUUGGAGUUGUAGUUCAUGUUUAGAUAUUUUCGCUUCGUUGGCAGAAUAUAAGGAACACAAAAAGUUUCAUAAAACUCUUGCGGCUAUUGCUUUAAAACAAGAAGACAGUAUUUCCGAUAAAACAGAAAAUAUUCUUAAAACGGCUGAUAAAUCUUCUGAAGAUUCCGCCGAAAGUUCAGACGAGUCAUACAAAACAGAAUCCGAAUAUGAAGCAUCUGAAAACAGUAGUGUAUCAGACAGUGAUUCGGAUGAAUCGCAGAGUAAUAAAAAACCUGUUUCAAACAAAAGGAAUAUUAGGUUACCUGUAAAUUCGUCAAAAGAGCAAUUAAGAUCGGACCAGUCGAUUGAGGUACAAAAUACGAACAGAGAAACAAAAAUCAAUGAAUAUAAGUGCAACUACUGUAAUUGGACGACCAAAAUAUCCUCCAAAAUGGUAAAGCAUUUGGAAAAAAAUCAUUUAAAUGAAAGAUGUUUUAGAUGCACUUCGUGUCCUAAAAAUUCUUUUACUUUCGAAGAAUUGCAAAAUCAUUUCAAAAGCUUUCACCGCAAAAGCUCCGUUCUUCAAAUGACAUAUACUAAAUCAUUUAAUUCUGAUUCCACAGAUACUGGAGAUUAUUUAGUGGUCGCAAAUGCCAGUACACCCUCAGAAAAAGAGGAAACUGUUGAUAGGUCUUCGGAUCAGAAUAAAAUUGAUUCAGCUGUAAUUCAGCAUUUGCUAGAGAAUAAGACCACGAAGGGGAAUCAUUUUGAAACACAAAAUAAUCUAUCCGCAAAUCUGACUGGGUCGAAUAGCAAAGCGAUGAGCUCGAAUACGAAUAAUAAUUACCAUUUUAAAUACCAUGACGGUAAUACUGCAGAGGAAUCUCCUGAUUCUAGUAAUAUUAAUGGUAACUCUAAUAAUAUUGAAACAAACAGUUUUGGAGAAAUGAUUGAAAACGAUAGCGAUAAGGCAAUAUGUGCUUUUUGUGAAAUGAAGUUCAAGCAUCCUUUAUUGCUCAAAAAUCACUUGAAAUCAACACAUAACAAAAAAGGACCAUUUAAAUGCGCCAUUUGUCCGAAGGAAUACUCCGGUUAUCAAGGCCUUGACGGUCAUUUUGCAAUGCAGCACACCGGCAAGAAGUUUAAAUGUUACCAAUGCAAACAAGGUUUCGAUUCGAAAGAAGAAGUAGCUUAUCACAGAAAAGCGCAUCAUCGAAACUAUUGCGACAUUUGUCAAACAUAUUAUGCUGUUACGCCUUAUUGUCAUAAUAAGGACGUGCACGCAGAGGACAAGAUUAAAUGCACGAUUUGUGAUAAAACAUAUAACGGAAAAAGAAGGUUGAGGAUUCACAUUAGAAGAGUUCAUCCAAGAACAAAAUAUCCGUGUUCGGUAUGUGGUAAAAAGUUCAAAAGAAAUGCUGUUUUAAACGAACAUUACACGCGCAAACAUACUGAAAUUAAGACUACGGUAUGUCAAGAAUGCGGUAAAGAAAUUAAUGCGAAUUAUUUAAGAGCACAUUUAAAAGCACAUAGACGAAUGCUGUUCUGCAAAAUUUGCAAAAAAUCUUAUAAAACAUAUCGAGCAGUACAGUAUUGUGAGGACAAACAUAAUAAUAUCAGAAGAUACAAGUGUACCAUGUGCGAUAAAAGCUAUUUUUCACCUGGAAGCCUUAUCAUCCAUAGACGUCUUCACACCGGAGAGAAACCGUAUUCCUGUUCAGUAUGUAGCAGAUCCUUUUAUACGGUGCAAAUUUUGUAUAAACAUAGCUUAAGCCAUAAGAGAGUAAAAUGAAGUUAAUAACUUUGUUGUUGAUACCACAUUACAAAAGUUUGUUGUUGUUUAACUUGGUAAUGUGGUAAUUAUAGUAUACGCAUGUAAUUUGUCAAUAUAUUUCUUUUUUUACCUUGCAAAACCAA